ACAUGGAUGGAGAAGUGUAGUGUCAGAGCUCGGCUCCCCCCUCCCUCCUCCUCUUUCUCCGGGAGCUAUUUGCCAGUCAGCCUCGACGACAGACAGCCAGCCGCUCACUGUCCUGCUGCUGCGCGGUUCCCGUCUUCUCCCUCCGAGCCCCGGCGUCCUUUUUUACACCGUGUGCGAGGAUCUCUGCGGGCCGGUCAACGAGUUUGGUCGCGUCCUUUUCCGGGGGGGAAAAUUUAGUCUCGUCUGUGCGAGUUUUUAUUCUCCAGUUGCCCUUCAAGACGUAUGGAGAAAAUGGCCAGACCUCUUCCACUAAACCCAACUUUCCUGCCGCCGACCCAUGGCGUGCUGAAAUCCCUGCUGGAAAAUCCACUGAAGCUGCCUUUCCACCACGAUGAAGGAUUAGGGAAGGACAAGGAGAAAGAGAAGAAGCUGGACGAUGAGGGCACGGCAGCCAACCACCCACAGUCGGCCUUCCUUGGGCCCACCCUGUGGGACAAGACCCUGUCCUACGACGGGGACAAUUUCCAGCUGGAGUACAUGGACCUGGAGGAGUUCCUGUCGGAAAACGGCAUCCCUGCAAACACAGCCCAGAGAGACCAAACCCCACAGGCGCCUCAGGCGGCGGCGCAGGCCCCACCGCCCGCCCCGCCUACCCCCACCACACCCACGGUGGUGGACUUGAGCAGUCGCGCCACCACCUCAGUUCACACAGGCAUGGCACCUCAGCCCUGCCUUCACAGCCCCACCACAGCAGGUAGGAAUCACAUGCAGCGGAGCCUGAUGUGCACACCUGCGCACCAUCUCGGGACACCCCCCAGCCCCAUCGACCCAGAGUCCAUCCAGGUUCCCAUCACCUACGACCCAGACCCCGCAGACCUGGCUCUGUCCAGCGUGCCCGGCCAGGAGAUGUUCGACCCCAGGAAACGCAAAUUCUCCGCCGAAGAGCUGAAGCCGCAGCCGAUGAUCAAGAAGGCCCGCAAGGUGUUCAUCCCCGAGGACCUGAAGGACGACAGGUACUGGGCCCGGCGCAGAAAGAACAACGUGGCGGCCAAGAGGUCACGGGACGCCCGGCGGCUGAAGGAGAACCAGAUCGCCAUCCGCGCCGGCUUCCUGGAGAAGGAGAACGCCGCACUCCGCAUGGAGGUAGCGGACAUGAGGAAGGAGCUGGGCCGCUGCAAGAACAUUGUGGCUAAAUACGAGGCCCGGCAUGGGCCCCUGUGAGGCCCCCCACCCCCACCCUCUCCGCUCCCCAUUUUCUCCCCC
Labrus bergylta (ballan wrasse) is the source of this 1263-nucleotide messenger RNA. NCBI's taxonomy places the organism in Eukaryota, Metazoa, Chordata, Actinopteri, Labriformes, Labridae. The record is from RefSeq and is a predicted model, not a curated record.